Helianthus annuus (common sunflower) is the source of this 438-nucleotide messenger RNA. RefSeq names its product extensin-like. The transcript is spliced from 2 exons. The record is from RefSeq and is a predicted model, not a curated record. The coding region runs from base 1 to 438 and encodes 145 amino acids. Lineage: Eukaryota; Viridiplantae; Streptophyta; Magnoliopsida; Asterales; Asteraceae.
AUGAAAAAGAAAAAAGAUGGGAAGGAAUCUAGAAGUGAUGAAUGUAGAGUUCUUCUUCUUCUUCUUCUUCUUCACCAAGCAUCACCACCACCCUCAACGAGCACCACCACCCUGCAACCAACCACCACCCUCACCGAGCACCACCACCCUCCACCAACCACAACCACCACCGUAAACCACCACCACCCUCACCGAGCACCACCACCCUGCAACCAACCACCACCUUGCAACCAACCACCACCACCCUCCACCAACCACAACCACCACCGUAAACCACCACCACCCUCACCGAGCACCACCACCCUGCAACCAACCACCACCCUGACCGAGCACCACCACCCUGCAACCAACCACCACCCUCCACCAACCACAACCACCACCGUAAACCACCACCACCCUGACCGAGCACCACCACCCUGCAACCAACCACCACCCUGA